AUGGGCAUCUUUCGCUCCUUAGAAUGCCAUGGCAGCUUUCAAGGUCCAGCCGAAUGCAAAGACGCCGGCGACCAUUGGCCCAAGUUGGGGCCAGGCAUGAGAGGAAUCACGCAAGCCACUCAGGCCACCGAGGCAUCCUGGAUUGGAGACACUUUUUGUCUCCAGCCACCGCUUUUUCCACGGCGCCACCAGCUUCACCAAUUAGCAUCCUUCCUCAAGGUACCUACUAGUUUUGAGGAUGAGGAUGAUGCCGCCAGCAAAGUGGCAGAUGACGAGGUUCCACGACCUCCAGACAGUCCGUUGAACAAUCUCGCGAAGUUUCGAACCAAGCAUGCGCGAACGCAGGAUGGAUACCUGUGUGCUGCAGCAGGAGUGAAAGAUGAGCAGGCCUUCACAGGUUGCACAGAUCUUCCUGCUCCAGAUGGUACGAACAUCGGGAGGUUUGCUUUGAGAAGUGGUGCUACAUCGAGCCUGCUCAAGUGGAAGCGGCGGGCAAAGAGUGGGGUUGGUGCCGUGCAUGGUCGGGCUGGCCAGACAUAG
Messenger RNA from Symbiodinium pilosum, 540 nucleotides. NCBI's taxonomy places the organism in Eukaryota, Dinophyceae, Suessiales, Symbiodiniaceae. The record is from the annotation of a GenBank genome assembly.